Cheilinus undulatus (humphead wrasse) is the source of this 3396-nucleotide messenger RNA. RefSeq lists its product as uncharacterized. The record is from RefSeq and is a predicted model, not a curated record. Bases 1217 to 2047 code for a protein of 276 amino acids. Lineage: Eukaryota; Metazoa; Chordata; Actinopteri; Labriformes; Labridae. The transcript has 5 exons.
AUUUUAUUACUGGUGAAAAUGAGGUUGACAGUUAUGGUUAAAUUUGGGUCCUGUUAGGCCCUCAGGUUAGACCUAAAUCCAGAAUCCGGCCCCUGCUGUGAUUGAGUUUGACACCCCUGCUCUAAGGUCAUAAGGUCACCAUAAGGUCAGGAAGCAGGCUAAAUGUUCGUCAGUUUAUAACCAGAUGCCUCAGGAUCAAACAUCGUACCUGGUGAAGGUGUGUUUUAACCCACGUGUCACUCGUCUUUAGUCCUGAAAGAUUAAAAGCAGCAGACUGGGGCUGUCUUUCUACAGGCACAAACAGAUAAUGUCCAUCCAUAGACACAGUCUAUUUCUGCAGAGUAUGUCAAAAUAAAAGCCUCCAAUGCUCUGCGUCAUCAAAGACUUUUAUUUUGAAGAGCACCUUCAGGAAAUGGAGGGUUUUCAGCAGCAACAAAGACGUCUCAUAAAUGGGAGUGAGGCUGAACUUCACAUUUAAGGAGUACCUGAGCAGGUAAAGGAUGGGAAAAUAAAAGUGAGACUUUUAGCUCUAAACCAGGGGUGUCAAACUCAAGGCCCGGGGGCCAAAUCCAGCCCGUGGUGCAGUUAUACCCGGCCCACCAGAUCAUAUCAUAUUUGUAUUCUAACUGUCCCACCAGUAUGAGGUCUGCAGAUUUCCUCCAGUAUAAAAAUGUGAACUUAACCUUGAUGAUUUAUAGUAACCCCAAUGAGUCAUACAAAUUAUAAAUAGUGAAGAGUAGAAAUAAUUUGAUUCAAAGUCAGGAACAUGGAAAAGAAAUGUGUUUUCAUUUCAUAUUUUCAAUGUUGUAUCUCACAGUUAUUAUUCAAAGUUAUGGUUUUAACUUUUUGUCUUAUAUUUUGACCUUUUAAAAUCACAGUUUGAAAUUUUGAGUAAAAGUUUGAUCUUUAAAAUUCAUCAUUUUUUAUUUUAGCUCACAUUUUGACCAUUAAAACUCAUGGUUUUGAAUUUUGUCUCAUAUUUUGACCUUUUUAUCUGAUAAUUUUGACUUUUUCUCUUGAGUUUUGACCUGAUGAAAAUGUCACGUUGCUAUGGUUUAAGAGAAGGAAACUUUUCCUGAUGUUGGUGUCCUGAACUGAACUGGUUUCAAACAGAUCAAUGAGAGGCAGCCACACGAGCAGCAUGAGUAAACAGAGGGUGAACCUUUAAACCACACAGACAUCAGAGAGUCCGGCAGAACGACUUCAGGACCACCUGAUGGAUCUGAGUCUGCUCUUCACGCUGUCGCUCUGCUGGUGGACGGCUGCAGCGAGGUCAUACUGGAGCGAUAAACCGAAGAUCAUCCUCGCCAACUCUGAGAUCAAAGAUGGAGAGACGGUGGAGAUCACCUGCACGCUCCCCAUCGAUUACAGUGGAGGAGAAUGUCGCCUGUACAGAGAAGGUUCCCACUUCCCGUUUCGAGUUGUACAUGAGGCGGGCUACCUGUGCGUCUUCUACGUGUCUUCCACCGAGCUGCUAGGGAGACGGCCGGUCGGCAGCCUGGUCCUCUUCACGUGUGACUACCACCUGCAGGAGUACACCUCUAUGCACAGCGACAUUGGCGGGAUCACUGUAACUGGUACCAGUCCCAGUCCUCGUCUGUCCAUCAGCCACCGCUUGCUCACACCUGAUGACAAAUUGGAGGUCACCUGUUUUCCGCCGCUCCCCUCCGUUUCCAGCUGUAGCUUCUACAAAGACGACUACCCAGUCGCUCAGGGAUCCUGCAGCAGAAACCUUACUGGGAAGCAGCUUUCUCUAUUCUGGGAGAAACCUGCCGCACUGGUUCCUGUCAACCUGACCUGCAGAUACUUUCCACACCAAGGUCUGGAGGUCAGAUCAGAGAGCAGCAACCACAAUCAGCUGUUUGUGCUCGAUGUGAGUCGAGUCUCCACGUCCAUGAACUGCAGCGUGACGGUGGAGGACGAUCAGCUGGAAGCAUUCAGAGAUAGAAGCUGGACUUCUGUGGGAGCAGACGGACAGACGGUCACUGUUCAUGUGACAAACAGAAACCUGACCACCACGGAGAGCUGCAACAACAUCCUGCCUUAACUGUCUGCUAAUCAAUCCACUCACAUCUGAUUGUUUUACUGGCAGCAUCAGUCACACUGAAUCUGACCUUUUGGAAUCAGACUAAGGCCACUUUGGCUACGUUCACACUGCAGGCCUUAAAGGUCACAUAUUGUGCAAAAAUCACUUUUUCAGGCUUUUCUGACAAAAAUAUGUGUACAAACCCCCCAAGAAUCAGGAAAAUCAAUUCCCUCCCCCCUCUCUCUCUCCACCUUUCAGAAAAUGUGUGCUGAAACAAGCUCAGAUUUUCCCCUCAUGAUGUCAUGUUGGGAGUUAGCCCCGCCCCCAGGUUUGGUUGGCUCUCCCGCUUGGGGGAAAGUUUUGCCCUCCUCUUGGUUGCCAGUUUCAUUUUAUAAACUUUGCAUUUUUUAAACUGAAAUAUGACCUGCUGGUUUAUCGCAUUGUACCCUAUCACACAAAUACACUAAAUACAGUUUUAUCAUCACUUUAAUAUUAGGGAAUUAUCACUUUUAUCAUUAUUAUAUUUUAUUCUCAUUAGGCUAUUAUUAUUGUGCAGUAUUAAAUAGUUUAGCCUCUGCAAUAAAGGCUCUUAAUAAAUAGUUAAGCUUGCUUUGAAUGACAGAAAUUUACAGCCAAUCACAGCACCCACAGUCAGGUUUUUAUUAUUCUAUCUUAAUUUCUCUUCUUUGAAUCUUUAAUCUAAUAAUCCAUCCACUAUCUAUCCAUCAUUAGUCACAAUCACUCAGCCCAUAGACAAAUAUCUGAUGCAUUUAAUCAGUACAGACUGAUCACCAAUAGGUGAGCUACUUUGAACAAGUUCCUGCUUCCAUCCAAAAGUUAAUGUGCAGCUGAAGAGCAACUCAUUCACUGGACAGUAGGUAGGCCUUCCUAUCAACCAAUCACAAUGACUUUUGCUACCCACACACCAAAGCAGAGACAUACAACAGUCAAACUGAAUGGGCAUGAUUCUUGUUUUGGCCCCUCCCCUGGGUGAGCCCCACACUGUAAAAUGCAACAUCAAUUUCACUCAAAAACAUUGAGUUGAAUUAACUCAGUGUUUUGUAACCUGUUAAAUAUACUGUUAUUAUAAACACAUUGCCUGUAAUUCUUGGCCAUAACAGCUAAAGGGAUCAAUUUACUUCAUUUUACUUGGUUUAAACAAAUGAAGUUUUGUUAACAUAAAAAUCCAAAACAGCGAUUUCAACUCUAUUUUCAUGAGCGGAUAGAACUCAUUUUAGUUUGAAGUGAACAGUACUCAAACAAUUUACUAGUAAGUAUUUUUGUUAUAACUGAAGUUAUUUGAGUUAUGACAAAUCUGCAGUUUUCCCAGAAUGCCUUUGGGCACUAAACCUUUAUGCACUCUGUCUGCU